Messenger RNA from Brassica napus (rape), 3288 nucleotides. RefSeq names its product regulatory protein NPR6. Gene Ontology annotation, biological process: plant organ development. NCBI's taxonomy places the organism in Eukaryota, Viridiplantae, Streptophyta, Magnoliopsida, Brassicales, Brassicaceae. The transcript is spliced from 2 exons. The coding region runs from base 1583 to 2971 and encodes 462 amino acids. The record is from RefSeq and is a predicted model, not a curated record. Gene Ontology annotation, molecular function: protein binding.
UGUAGUUGGAAAUUAAGAUUAAAAUAGAACAUAAAACAUUAAAUUUGAUUUUAUUUCAAUACCAAAUUUAAUAUUAUGGUUGUAGUUGCCCUGACUAGUAACAUUAAAAACCAAUCAAGUUUAUUUUUAGUUUGUAACUUAUCACUCAACGAUUUGAAAGGAAAACGGUAUACUGCAUUUUGCAGUCCCUCUCUAACAAUCUCUUAUUAACUAACACAAAUAUUUCCAUUCUUUAUUCAUGAUACCAGACAAAGCACUUAUUACACUAUAAGUAGGGCAUAGAUCAUAGCAAAAGUUGAGGGGACAGCAAAUUUAAACUAAGAUUAGUUAAAAAGCAAUUAAGAUUAUCUUCGUCCCUAAUCUAUAAUUUACUCUAAAUAUAGAGUAAAAAAUGGAGGAUGAACAAAAAAAAUAAAAAAAUUACUCCAUAAAUAUAAUGAUUUUUUAUUUUUUGUUAUUACUCUAUUUUUCACUCUAUUUUGGAGUAAAUUAUGGAGCGGGGAUGGAGAUUUCCGUACUCUCCUUUUGAUCAGAAAUUUCAACCCAGUAAACAUCGUCUUAAAAUUCUAAUCACCGAUAUACAGAAGGAAAAUGAUGAAUUUCAUUAGUCACAAAAUGAAGAUUAUUAUAUUGUCUAAAAUAUGAAAUUAUUGAUUUUAUGAUAUUUUGUAUAGCUGUGAUCCAUAUUAAAGGCCACUAAACUAUUUGGCAUUUUAUAAAACACGUCUUCUUUUGCAUCGACAAUCAUAAUUUUUAUUCGCAUUAAUUAGGUAAACGACGCAUGAACCCAAAGUAUAUAUGUUUCUUCUAUAACAUCAUGUGUUGAUUGAGUUUCACAUAUAUAUGUCGUGAACCAAUCCAAAAGACCGUUGCCCAAUCGUCUUGAUUUACUCUACUAUUUUCCUUGCAACUAAUUUUAUGCGUGAUUAUGUAUGCGACUAAAGUGUUAGGUGACAUGGGUUAAUUCGGGGUAUUAGUUAGUCGGUAGCUAAUGAUAUUUAGAGUGCUAAUCAAGAUCUAUAAUCAUACUUUAUAUUUCAUUUCUCUCUCUUCCUUUUGAAAUUUUUAAUUUAAACUGAUUAUUUCUCUUCUUUCCAUAUUGGAUUGGCCUCAAAAUGGAUUCGGCUCGUACUUCUAUGUUAAUCUUGCUAUCUUCCUAUUUUAGUAACAAACGAUAUCACUAAAAUUUCUCUUAAUCCUCUAAUUCUUGAUUUGCUUUUGAUGAAAAAAAGUAUUACUAUUAUACAAAACUCCAAUUGCUCACAGCCAAUAAGAAAGAACACACACGUCGACAUUAAUCAUUUUGAUCGUCUUUUUAUUUAUUUCAAAUUUAUUCAAUUAAUAUCUUCCGGUCCGGUCAUUCAGAUCUCUGUCGUCUCUUUCUCUCUCUAUAUCUAUACACACAAACCAAUCUUUAAACACUAUUGAAUCUCUAUCUCUCUUCUUCAUCUUCUCCAUAAGUUUCAAAAGAUAAAAGCUUGACCCUUCUUUGCUUAUAACUUCUUUCUUUAAGAAAAGAAAAUUAUUUUAUUCAUCUUCUAUAGGACUUUCAGUAGGUCAUCUAGAAACCCUAUUUUUUCUAAUGAAGAAUCAGCAAGAAGCGAUGAGCAGUAGUAUCGAAGAAUCUCUAAAAUCUAUGUCGUUGGAUUACUUAAAUCUCUUAAUCAACGGUCAAGCUUUCUCCGACGUCACUUUCAACGUAGAAGGCCGUCUAGUCCACGCUCACCGUUGCAUCCUGGCCGCACGUAGCCUCUUCUUCCGCAAAUUCUUCUGCGGAUCUGACCCUUCCCAAACCGAUCCGGCUAACCAAACCGGGUCAGGAGCUAGAGCAGCCGUAGUGGGAGGAGUCAUACCGGUGAACUCGGUCGGUUACGAAGUUUUCUUGCUUCUACUUCAGUUCUUGUACAGUGGUCAAGUCUCUAUGGUACCGCAUAAGCACGAGCCAAGAUCGAAUUGUGGCGAUAGAGGAUGUUGGCACACGCAUUGCACCGCAGCUGUGGAUCUCUCUUUAGAUAUCUUAGCUGCGGCUCGUUAUUUUGGCGUGGAGCAGCUCGCUUUGCUUACUCAGAAACAAUUGACAAGCAUGGUGGAGAAAGCCUCCAUCGAAGACGUGAUGAAGGUGCUAAUAGCUUCAAGAAAGCACGACAUGCAUCAACUAUGGACCACUUGCUCUUACCUAGUUGCCAAAUCCGGUCUUCCAACAGAGAUUCUAGCCAAGCACCUCCCAAUCGAACUCGUAGCCAAGGUUGAGGACCUUCGUCUCAAAUCUUCCAUGCCACUUCGUUCCCUAAUGCCUCACCAACAUGACCUAACCUCGGCUCUAGACCUAGAGGACCAGAAGAUCAGGAGGAUGAGACGAGCUUUGGACUCCGCGGAUGUCGAGCUCGUGAAGCUAAUGGUUAUGGGAGAAGGACUCAAUCUAGACGAGUCCUUAGCUUUGGUUUACGCUGUGGAGAAUUGUAGUAGAGAGGUUGUGAAGGCACUUCUUGAGCUUGGAGCAAUCGAUGUGAAUUAUCCGGCGGGUCCCACCAGGAAGACCGCACUCCACAUUGCGUCUGAGAUGGUCUCACCAGACAUGGUGGCCGUCUUACUAGACCACCAUGCAGAUCCCAACGUUCAGACAGUUGAUGGUAUCACUCCUCUUGACAUACUUAGAACCCUAACUUCGGAUUUCUUGUUUAAGGGGACAGUUCCUGGAUUGACUCACGUUGAGCCUAAUAAGCUCAGGCUUUGUCUCGAGCUGGUCCAGUCCGCAGCACUGGUGAUGUCCCGUGAAGAAGGGAUCAAUAAUGAUAACAACACUGUGAUGUACCCUAGGUUGAAAGACGAACACAUGAGUGGAAGUAGUUUGGAUUCACGAUUGGUUUAUCUUAAUCUCGGAGGUGAACAUGGAAACCAAAUGGAAGGAAUGAGCCUGCAUCAUCAUCAUGAGCCGCCAACAAUGUAUCACCAUCACCACCACCAUUUCUAAGUUUUUUUAUUCGAUCAUCUUCUAGUUAUGAUAAUUAAGAUUUAAGAGUAAAGACAUAUUCGAGAUCUAAUUUAUUUGUUAUGGUAGACAUUUUCUGUGUAUAUGGAUAUGCGAACAAUGUAAACUCUUAUAUUCCGUUAAGAGUGGGAAGGAAGGAGACAAGAAGAUAAUCAGGCCACCAACAAAAUGGUCAUUAGAAAACGUAUUUUUUUAUAAAAAGAAAAAUUAUGCUGUUGUUAUUGGAAAAUUAAGAUACUAGUUAUUAUAAUCUCAUUAAUUAUACUAAUUUUGUUGUUAUAAACUCAUAUUUCUCUUCU